Messenger RNA from Trichomonas vaginalis G3, 690 nucleotides. RefSeq names its product bromodomain family. NCBI's taxonomy places the organism in Eukaryota, Parabasalia, Trichomonadida, Trichomonadidae. The coding region runs from base 1 to 690 and encodes 229 amino acids. Gene Ontology annotation, molecular function: protein binding. The transcript has a single exon. The record is from RefSeq and is a predicted model, not a curated record.
AUGACAAGAUUUAGUCCAUUGGCUCGUCAAUGUUGUCUUGAUGCGAUGGAUUCAUUAAUGCAUCAUCCUAUAUCACAACAGUUUAUUGAAUUGGGUAAUUGUACUCAGUUAGAGAAGGAAUACGAUUUUAAAAAGCAAUCUCUCGGAUUAAAAUACGCAAGAGACAGAUUAGCAAUGAAUAAAUAUACGACCAUUUCCCAGUGGGAAAAAGACGUUAACACAAUAUUUGUUUUAGUUAAAAAAUUGCAUCCAAAUAAUCAAUUUUACAGAAUUGUCGCUGAAGAGAUGGAAGCUCUUUUCAAAAAAUAUGUUGAAAUUCAUCUUAGAUGCAGAACAUCGAAAUGGACAGCUGCUGUUGUUCAUUACGAUAAAAAAAUUGAAGAGAUACUGAAUUUUCCACCUUCAUUAGUUAUAGCACACGCUCCAUUAGAUAAAACAAAAGAUGCAUAUGCAGAUAAGCCUAUUAGUGAAGAAGAAUUAAAUACAUUUGUUCGUUUCUCCCAAUACUUCAAAAAUGAAGAAGAUACAAAGGCAAUUGCAUCGAUUAUAAAUCUUUAUCAACCAAAUUACCAGAUUCCGAAAGAUAAAGCUGUUAUUGACGUGAGCGAUCUUACAAAUGAAACUUUACAGUCAUUAAGACACUUUUUCAUUGAAAGAUUGGCGCGUAUGAAUAUUCAGUAUCCACAUUAA